AUGAAAGUGGUCAAAUCUGCAAAACAUUAUACGGAAACUGCCAAGGAUGAAAUCUUAUUAUUGGAAAAAGUCACCCAUACUGAUCCUACGUGUUUGGGUGCACGCUAUGUGACAGCUAUUGUGGAUCAUUUUAUGGUGGAUGGCCCAAAUGGACAACAUGUAUGUAUGACUUUUGAAGUUCUUGGUGAAAAUCUUCUAUCUCUGAUCAAACGUUAUCGUCAUCGAAAUGGAGUGCCGACUCGACUUGUCAAACAGAUCGCCAAACAAAUGCUCCUUGGUCUGGAUUAUUUGCAUAGGAAAUGUGGUAUCAUUCAUACUGAUCUUAAACCUGAAAAUGUUUUGAUGUAUUUGGAAAACGCUGAAGAACUUUUAUCUACUGAAUCGACAUCAUCAACUUCACCACCACCUUUGAACAACACUCCAUUGGAUAAUCAUGAUGUGAAAAAAUCCUCUAGUCGUGAUAAAAGUCCUGGAAAUAACAUCCAUCAAGGAAAAACAGUAGUAUCACAACCUUUAUCUGAAAAGGAUAGAAGUGGCGAUUUGGAAUGGAGGCAUUCACAAUUAGACUCAUCUACAACAUCAUCAACAGGAAAUAGUAUGCGCAAAGAAUCUCUUGAAAUUAAAAUUGCGGAUCUUGGUAAUGCUUGUUGGGUGGAUCGACAUUUUACAGAAGAUAUUCAAACAAGACAAUACAGGUCUCCUGAAGUGAUUCUAGGUGCUAAAUGGGAUGCAGGUGCUGAUAUCUGGAGUUUGGCUUGCAUGAUUUUUGAAUUAUUGACGGGUUGUUACUUGUUUGAUCCACAAAAGGAACGUCAUCGAUUUAGUCGAGAUGAUGAUCAUCUUGCUCAAAUGAUUGAAUUAUUGGGACCAAUGCCAAAACAUUUUAGUUUAUCCGGUAAACAUUCCAAAGAAUUCUUCAAUAGUCAAGGUGAAUUACGACAUAUUACCCGAUUCAAGUAUUGGAGUCUAGAGGAUGUUCUUCAUGAUAAGUAUGGAUACCAUCGACAACAAGCAAGAGAUAUCGCCAGCUUUUUAUUACCCAUGUUAAAAUAUGAAAACCGCGCAAAAGCCAUGGAUUUACUCAAUCAUCCUUGGAUUCAACAUACUCAUCCCAUUCUACCUACUUAUUUAUCAUGA
Halteromyces radiatus is the source of this 1137-nucleotide messenger RNA. Its product is annotated as kinase-like domain-containing protein. Gene Ontology annotation, molecular function: protein kinase activity; ATP binding. NCBI's taxonomy places the organism in Eukaryota, Fungi, Mucoromycota, Mucoromycetes, Mucorales, Cunninghamellaceae. The transcript is spliced from 3 exons. The record is from RefSeq and is a predicted model, not a curated record. Bases 1 to 1137 code for a protein of 378 amino acids. Gene Ontology annotation, biological process: spliceosomal complex assembly; protein phosphorylation; regulation of mRNA processing.